AUGAAGAAGCCCGAUGGCCAAUCAUGUUCCAGUCCACGCGUUUCUCCAAGGCGAAAGAUUGAGCCGGGCUACACAUUCGGCAGCAAGUUACAGAUUAAGGAGUCCAGCGAGAAAUCGCCAGGCCCAGGAUCCUAUCACGUCCACAAGCGCCAGGACGGACCGGCAUUCAGAAUCCAUGCACGGAUUCCCGCCAAACCCAGCCAAACACCCGGGCCUGGCUCUUACGAUCUCUCCCCAUUCGGCGUUGUCGGACGGGUCGCAUCGCCAUGCUUCUCUUUUGGAUCAAGAUUCGAGCCAACGACAAAACCCACCCCUGGUCCAGCAGAAUACUCUCCAAGGUCACAAUCGACGAGCAUGGCCUUCACAAUGGGGAAGAAGGUGUAUAAAAAGACGUCUAUCACUCCCGGGCCAGGAACCUACCGUGUUCCUCUCGACACUACUUCCACAAGAGGGACCGUCUUUAGCAGCAAACAGACAAAGAGCAGCAGUCCCAAUCCAGAAACACUGGACUAUUCAUGCACUUGCAGCACCAACCGAUCAUCGAAAAACCCAGGUUCUCGUCACCAUUCCCAGAGAGAUAUUCAAGUUGCAACAAUAAAGCUGGAUCCACAAAAGCAUGGCCACAAGUUAAAGAACGGCAACGAUGGCAACAUUAGCAGAAGUUCUUCCAGCCCUGAAUCUCAAUUUGCUGGCUGGUCUCACAACUCUGGCAAGAACAGCUCCCUUGAACUCCCCGUAGUUUGGCACCUUGACAAUAACCUGGAAGCCGCCAGUUACACAGUAGAGCUGGGGCAAAAGCCAUCACAACUUCGGGGUGGUGCAUCAGUUGCGUCUGCACCAGUAUCUAGAGCCAGCACUGCACGCUCAAUCCCUUCACAAGACCAGUGUCCUUCCUCAGAGAAAGGAAGGGCUCCUGACUUGAGAUUGUCAGCACGCAGGGACCCCGCUCCUUUGGCCUCCGGCCCCGGACAUUAUAACCCCAGCACUAAAGCUGCAGCUGCUUCACAGCUCUCCUGUUCCAUUGGACCGAAGCUGCAACCAGUGAAAAACACUUUAAUGACUCCUGGACCAGGGUACUAUAAAAUCGACGCCACAGGCCCUGCUUUCAAAAUAAUCACCAAACAGAGGUCCACGAAGUUACUGGGCGUAUCGUAUCAUUCUGCAACUCCAUCCGCAAGGUCAUCAAAUUAUACAACAACUGGCCCAUCCUACACCCUGGGUGGCCUCACCAACAGGCCAGCGGGAAACCAGUUCCCUGGACCCGGUGCAUAUGAAGUGAAGUCAUUUUCCUCCUCUGCAUCCUACACAAUGGGAGACAGGUCAUCAAUUGUCAACAGGUUGGACGGCAAGAGCUUGCCAGGACCUGGAGCUUAUCACCAGGACAGUGUCACCAAUGGACCAGCCUACACAAUUUUUGGCAAGUUGUCGUGCAUUCCAGAUCCUACUCAAGGCAACCCAGGGCCCGGAAGCUACACAGUUACGACCAACAAGCCCAUGUCGCCAGUGUUCUCCUUUGGCAAGAAAAUUCAGGCACCUCUCAAGCCAGAGAACAUGCCUGGCCCAGGUCACUAUCAGACGUCCGAUUCCAGGCUCUCAUCACCGCCAUGUAGCAUUAUCAUUGGCUCUAAGCGCCAGGAGCCUAAGCUCACUGGCUCAACGCCAGGCCCUGGUGCCUACUCAGUUUGGCCAAAGGCUUCGUCACCAUCAUUUACGAUGGGAGCAAAAGUUGAAGAGACAAAUACACCAGUACAACCUGGUCCCGGCCAUUACAACAUCAAAUGUACCCCAUCUGGACCUCACUACUCCAUCAGCAACAAAGGAACCUACGUUGCGGCAGACCCAACCCCAGGCCCUGGUUCCUAUCCGGCUGCCUAUCAAGCAAUCGGACAGCAACCUGGUGUCACUAUUGGCAACAAACUCAGCCCGCCGCAUGACCAGGAAACUCCCGGUCCUGGUGAUUACGAGACAACCGGACCAAGGCAGGGGCCCACCGCGAGCAUCCGGGGCAGAUAUGACUUGCCUGACUCAGAUAACGCAUCAAUACCCGGACCCGGAGCCUAUGCACUCAUUUUGCAAUCGAAUGCGCCAGCUUUUUCGUUGAGUGGUCGAGCUGUUCCUGCUCCAGAACUGUUUGUGACCCCGGGGCCCGGAGCUUACCGCAUUGAGCACAAGCGGGAAGGACCGGCUUACACAAUGCCGUCGAGGCAAGCUGCCACCCACCUUGGGGAUGCUAAUAACCCAGGGCCAGGAUCAUACACGGUGAACAAAGGGAACGUCGGCAAGGACCUUCAAAGCUUCAGUAUGCAAGCUCGUCCCAGGACACCACUCUUGGAUAAGACUCCCGGGCCUGGCUCAUAUCCACUACCCGAGCACACGGGGGUCGCCUUUUCACUGGGCGCAAAGUUACGGCACCCGGAACCUGACAAGUCGCCUGGCCCUGGAGCCUAUGAAGCAAACAGGAGGAGCAACAGUCCUUCAUAUGCCAUUGGAAAGAAAAUACUGGAUCCAAAGCCUGAAGAAACGCCAGGGCCUGGUGCUUAUCUGGAAACAACCACCACAGAUGGUCCUCACUACACCAUGGCUUCACGAGUGGAGCCACGGCCCUUAGAUCCAACUCCCGGCCCAGGUUCCUACAUUAUUGGUUCUGGUACGCGUCUCUGCUCGCCAGCGGCGCCAGCCUACUUAUUGGGUGGAAGCUUGCCAUCAUGCAAGAUGGAAGAGAGCCCCGGUCCUGCGGCGUACAAUCCCAACCCUGUAUAUGAGACUUGCAAGAAUGUGCUGAUAACUGAGACAGCGCGGUCUGGUCCACAAAAGGGUAGCGAUGGUCCAGGGCCAGGACAUUACAGCCCUGAGCCGCUCCACGAUGCACCGGGAUUCACUAUGGCUACCAAGUUUACCAGCAAGGAGGCAAACCGAUCGCCAGGCCCUGCAGCCUACAGCCCAAAGCAAGAUGACGACGGUCCAAAGUACAGCAUGGCAGUCCGUAUAGAGAGACCAAACGCGCUCGACACACCUGGUCCUGGCGCACACUACAGCGCUCCGGCAGCAGUGGGGCCCAUGAUCACAUUUGGCAUCCGUACUGGGGAUAACCAGUUUGCGCAGGAAACACCUGGACCAGGUGACUACACGGAUGCGGUCGCUACCGCCUGGUCAGAAGCUCCAGCUUAUAAAUUUGGCACCAGAGUGCAGGAUUACAAAGUUAGCGACACUCCUGGCCCUGGAGCCUACUCGCCGGCUGAAAGGAAGGGCUUGUUGGCGUUCUCACUCGCUGGUAAGCUGGGAAGCAGGGCACCUGCACUAUCAGCCAAUCCUGGACCUGGCACGUACCCGAUCACAUCCGAACGAGGAAUCUCCUUCACCAUCAGGCGCAAGCCUCGUGAGACAGCAAAUUUUGAUGGCGAUGUUCCUGGGCCGGGAGCGUACCACCCCAAAGAAGAGCUUCGUAGCCCAUCACCACCAGCAUUCACUCUAGGAGGAAAGUUCCGUGAAACUCUUGUGGAGAAGACACCGGGCCCUGGAACAUAUUCUUCACCAUCCAGCCUCGACGGACCGGCGUUGACCAUGCCCUUUCGGUUCAGUCCACCGCCAGACAGUGACUCACCCGGACCAGGAGCAUAUAUGACUGAACAAAAACCAUCAACGCCGUCCUUUACUAUGUAUGGACAGCUCAAGGACAAAGCUCCAGAUCUGCUCCCAGGCCCUGGUGCAUAUUCGCCCAAGGGAGAAACUCUAUCUUUAAGCUUCACUAUAAGAGAGAGGCUCACAGAUAGGCAAGUGGAUGAAACACCAGGGCCAGGAGCUUACGUUGUAAAUAGUAGACAAAGCACUCCAUCUUGCAGCAUAUACCCAAAGCUGCCUUAUAAGGCCAGCAGUCCCACACCUGGUCCUGGAACCUAUGAUCCAAGGUACGCACCAGAUGGCCCAUCAAUCAGCUUUCCAAGAUCAGUAAGUGAAACUUCAUAA
Molecule: messenger RNA, 3963 nt
Organism: Selaginella moellendorffii
Lineage: Eukaryota; Viridiplantae; Streptophyta; Lycopodiopsida; Selaginellales; Selaginellaceae
Exons: 1
Coding region: 1-3963 (1320 amino acids)
Source: RefSeq, a predicted model, not a curated record